GUUGUCCUGGUAACGCGUCAACGGAAUCCGGGAAUGGCGAGUUUACUGGGAGAAACUCUGUUUGAGAUCAGUGGACAAGGUCCUGCACCAAUAAAGGACUAUUUCCACUUUGCAAUAACAAAAUCCCAGGUAAUUUGGAGCUGGUGGAAGAUCUCUUUGAGGUCAGACUGCAGAAACACACCACCAGGACAACUGAGAGAAUCACAUGAAGACUUUUUAGAAGACAAACGUCUGCAAAAUCAAGUGAGAGUGGUAUUUGGUCCUCACAUCUUGCAAUACUCCCAAAAUUUAUGCCAGGGACACUAUGAUUACAUUGUCCGUCUCCCCAAUGCUUUACUUUUCAACAUCAUGGCACAUCUGGACCUUGAAGACAUUUCAGUUGUUUCACACACCUGCCGUAGGUUUAAAGAGCUUUGUAACUCUGAGGAUUUCUGGGAGCAGACAGUGAGGAAACAUUGUGACACUGUGACACCAACAGUGGAGGCUUUAGCUGAGGAGGUUGGCUGGAGGACAAUUUUCUUUACCAACAAGCUGCAGCUGCAGAUGCAGAUUAGUCGCCGGAAGCAGAAGGAAAAUCAGCCCUGUGAGGAUAAAAACCAGCCAAGUCCUUCUUCAGUACCUUUGGAGUAAAUGACUGAAGACUGUUUACAAAGCCUAUUUUAAGUCUGAUUAAGACUUUAUUUCACAAAACACUAUUUUUGCUUGUAUUGAAGAUUCACUCAAAACUAAUCCAACUGAAAAUUGCUCAAAUCUAAAAUGUUUUUGAGCCAAAGAACCAGUUUUAGGUGAAAUAUAUAUUUAUGCUGUAUUUCACAACUUGUAAAAUAAACACAUAAUAGCUGAUUUUCUGGCAUAGUUAUUGCAGUCUUUGAGGUUAUUUUAAUACAUAUCCAAAGACUGAGAUUAUGCCAGCAUGUGUUUCCUCUACUUUACCAAACAUAACACAGUUCUAUAUAACACAUAAUAACAGUAUUGUCCUGUCAGAUGCCAAUUUUUGUGAAUAAAAACCUAAAACGUAGAAUUUUUUUAUGUUAU
This is a messenger RNA of Carassius carassius (crucian carp), 1035 nucleotides long. It is a transcript of the gene fbxo36b, whose product is annotated as F-box protein 36b. NCBI's taxonomy places the organism in Eukaryota, Metazoa, Chordata, Actinopteri, Cypriniformes, Cyprinidae. The transcript has 4 exons. Bases 34 to 630 code for a protein of 198 amino acids. Gene Ontology annotation, molecular function: protein binding. The record is from RefSeq and is a predicted model, not a curated record.